Molecule: messenger RNA, 2871 nt
Organism: Pocillopora meandrina
Lineage: Eukaryota; Metazoa; Cnidaria; Anthozoa; Scleractinia; Pocilloporidae
Source: the annotation of a GenBank genome assembly
GGGAAAGACUCUGCCGCAACAAGAAUAGGAGCAACAGACCAACAGUAAGUCAAACACCAAAAUGUUGAUUUGCCUAUAGAUAAAAGGCAGUGGUAGUUUAAAACACGAGGAGUGAUGGAAUUGUGAACAAAGAUGUGGAACAUUGAAUUGUGUAAUGACGAGUUCAUGGUGGGCAGUGACCCUCUGCCGGUUUAAAAAUGAUUUUAUUCGAGUACAUCGACUAACGCCGAUCUAAGCAUGAAUCCGGCGUGUUCCUUAAAAGUGAUUACUAAUUUUAUUCAGUGUUUCCUCUGCAGUUUAGAAACCUACUUAUCCGAUAUCGGCUUGGAACAAGCUAGCAGUAAUUCUGAAUAAUUACUUUUCCAGGCCUUAAUCUGAAACAAGGCCUCUCAAUUUUGCUGGCUAGAUCACGGUCAAGGGUAUUUUUCAAAAAAAAUUGACAAAGGAUGAGAAGGAUGAGAUAGAGUAGUCUUGACGUUAAAUCAAAGACUCGAUCAUACCUGGAACCUCUGAGUGAUUUUGUAACUGUACACCAUUGUUAUCUGGUUGUUACUUUCUAUAUUUUGGUCGUCAAUGUAAAAGUGUCAACACGUUAUCGCCUGUAAUUGUUCACUCAGUCAGCGGUCCAGUUUAUGGAUGUCCAUGAUUAGAUAAGGGGACCUGAGUGAUGCCAAAAAAACGAAAGCUUCCCUUCCGACCAUGCCUUGAUUUAACUUUCAGGUAAUUUGCGGUGAUACUUUAAUAAGUAUACCAUGCAAAGUGAAGAAAGAAUAUUAAACACCACUGCUAUGGCCACAGGUAUGUUAUACGUGAAAAAAAAUAGGUGGAGCUUCACGAACACUGACAGAUGAGCGGUACUCUCGCUUUUAGUGUUCGCGCGGCAAUAAUUUUCAAGCGCACGUCUUUCAAUAAUCAAAGAAUAAUUUCAUAAGUCUUUUUUGUUUUGUUUCUUUUUUGUAAAAUUUAUACAACACAUUAAAAGGAGAGAAAAUCUCGAAGCACAGUUUGAAAUUUCAGAAAAUACGUACAGCGGCGAAAUCGUCCAAGAAAUGUCUUCAAAAUGGUCGCUAUAUGAAAACGAAUCAGUAAUCAGGUUUCAAAAACAAAUCCAAAGGGCUUUUUUCACAACACUUUUUGCUCUGGUUACCGCCGAGAAAAAGGACUUUUAUUAUCGUAGUCAAGAAUUCUUUUUGUAUGAAUCCUAAGUUGGAACAGUUUCAUUACUCUUCGGAAUUUUAAAGCGCAGAUAGUUUCAUAUUUGUAUACAGUUUUUUGACCCCUUAGAGUGACAGGCAUCUGAUUUCUCUUUACAACAUCAGCCCUGAAUCACCCAUUAGGUCAUGAGAAUAAAGGAAAGGAUUAACGACUAAAUAAGCUCUUGAUCAUUGACCAGAUUCUCCCUGUCAGCAGCUUAGGAGAUGUAUAGAGAACAGUAGAUAAAGAUAAAGAUAAAGAAUAAUAAAGGAAGUAGGUUUCUAAAAAAAACUGUGGUGCUACUAAGUAGGGGAGUAUAACUAGAAUAUUUUGUUUUAUCAACUGAGUUUGUAAUUUAAAUUAGCUACCAUAAAGACCUUCAAAGCUGCCUUUUCAAGCGUCAGCCCUUCAUCAAAGCGAAGGACUAUGAGCUAACGCUUGAAGUGUCAGCUUUACGGUUGUUAAUUUAUUUGAAAUAUUUUACAUAUAUAAUAUGCAUACCGAUGUAAAGGUAUAAAGGAUUGAUACAUUUUUGUUUAUCACUUGACAGAACUGCAAGAGAUGUCCAAUUCAUCUUCUGAUCAAAUCCCUGGACGACCUGAACUUAGUUCAAGUUUUGUCAUAUUCGUAACAAUUUAUGCCGUUAUAGUCUUUAUGGUUGCGGUGAUUGGAAACUCCUUGGUGAUAUACAUUGUAAGCGCAAGGGAAUACAUGAGAAACUCCACUAACAUACUGAUAGCCAAUAUGGCAGUCGCAGACAUCUUAAUGGCAUGUUUAUUUCCGUACAUGCUCAGAUGGCUUUAUGUCGGAGACGAAUGGUUUGGUACGUUUAUGGGGAUAGCUCUAUGCAAGUUUUUCCAUUCUGCUCAGGUGCUCUCCAUCUCGUGUUCUGUUAUAAACCUCGUGUUCAUCAGCCUUGAUCGAUGUUUAGUGAUAUGGUUUCCAUUAAGGCGAAUUUUCACUAAUAAAGUCCUGAAGGCGUGUUUGGUAGGAAGCUGGGUUUUUUCUACAGCAUUUGCUAUACCCCUGAUUAUAAUGACCACGGCAAAGAAAGAUUUAAAUGGAAUAUAUCGCUGUAACGAAUAUAACUGGCCUACCUCGCAAGACAAAAACAACUACGCUACUUCGUUCACAGUUUUGUCUUACCUUACUCCUCUUCUGAUUAUUACCAUUGCCUACAUACUCAUUGGUGUAAAACUUCACAAUCGAGAAUUACCAGGUGUUCAAACAUUAGAAUAUCAAAAGAAAGCCCAUGAAACGACAAAAAAAGCCAUAACGAUGCUUGUGACGGUGGUGGUCGUAUUUGCACUCUGUUGGCUCCCGCUCCAAGCGCGAGAAUUUAUGCUGCAUCACUUUCCACAGACAUUCUCCCUCUUUCCAAUUGAGGUGGACGUAUUACUACCAUGGAUUGGGGUCUUAAACAGUGCAAUAAAUCCCUGCUUGUAUGUUAUAUUUUCUGAGAAUUUUCGUCGCGAGUUUGGCCGUGUUCUUUGCUGUAUGGGAAACACCCGCUCUGAUGCUUAUUUGGGAAUCCCCGCAACACGUGCAACGCCUAUGACCACGCCUAUAAUGUCUCGGCACAUGACGACCACCCCUAUUAUGGGACGGCGCACUCUGUCAGCUGCUCACAUACACGAGACGCUUCCUCUGCGACAUUUAGCAACCGAUCAGAAAUGA